UUCUCAUCUAGUUGCACCACUCUUCCCCACCGAGUUCUAACUUUCCGAACACCUCCUAGGGUUUUAGGCCCCCGAUUCCCAUUUUGAAAACCCCUUACCCUUAUUCUCGUUUCUUCUCCCAAAAGGUGCCAGCGUUUGAGUUGUAGGCAAGACACAAUGUCCAGGGUGUACGUUGGGAAUGUGGAUCCCCGAGCAACGGAGAGGGAGCUCGAGGAUGAAUUUCGCAUUUACGGUGUCCUUCGGAGUGUAUGGGUAGCUAGAAGACCACCAGGUUAUGCAUUUAUUGAGUUUGAUGAUCGCAGGGAUGCACUAGAUGCUGUCCGUGGAUUGGAUGGAAAGAAUGGCUGGCGUGUGGAGCUUUCUCACAAUUCUAGUGGAGGCCGUGGUGGCCGUAGCCGCGGUGGAGGUGAUGAUUCAAAGUGUUAUGAAUGUGGUGAACCUGGUCAUUUUGCUCGUGAAUGCCGUUUGCGCGUGGGCCCAAGAGGAUUGGGAAGUGGACGCCGCCGAAGUCCUAGUCCUCGACGACGUAGGAGCCCAAGUUAUGGGCGGAGGAGCUAUAGUCCUCUUGGCAAGCGAUCCCCGCCACGUCGCAACCUUUCUCCUCGUCGUGGUAGGAGUUACAGCAGGUCACCUCCUUAUCGCCGUGGUCAUCGAGAUUCACCAAAUGGCAAUGGUUCACCAGCAUAUCGCCGUGGCCGUCGUGAAUCACCCUAUGCAAAUGGAGAUUGAAGAUUUGAGUAGUGAAGAUGAGGAAAUGCUCAAGGAUCUUUGAUGUUCUGUAGUCUGUCUGAUAGGCUUGAUGGAAGAGUAACUUUGUUGUAGUUAUUUCUCGUGACGUUUCAGUUUAUUGUGGACCCGGACCUGGACCUGGGGUGCCCCUCCAUUUCCCCAUCGGCCUGCUCUGUUUGGCUUGCUAAAACUUGGAGGUCUCUUUCGUACUUUAAACUACUAAACUAUAUCUGUCUUUGACUUAUGUGAUUAAUGCUCAACAUUAUUACUAUGAUUGGAUGUAACAUGCUAUCUUUUCUAUUUUUGAGGUAUGAUUACGUGCUUUCACCAAAAACCACCGGCUGUUAAGUCGACAUCGUUAAUGACCACUCUGCUUGUCCGCAUCAUCUCGUCAACUGUUUAUCCUCACUCUGCUUAUCUGCAUCACCUUGCAACUGUUUAUCGACAUUGUUUACAACCACCCUUGAAAAUGAGUUUGAUACACUUGAAAAUUGUGAAGCUAAGGCCCCCCUGUCGCCACAAAACUUCUCUGGGUGUUAAGACUCAACUUCUCUGCCUUCUCGGUGGAUGAAGAGUGGUAGAGAGCUUAGUACCCAUUAUUCUGCACGUGCCAAAUGUUUGCUCUUUCCAAUACUACAACGACAACAUUAUAUUGGCUUCAUUACUUGACACUUUUGGUUACUUUGAGCAGGAACUUCUGCAGUCUCAUCCAGUUAGUAUGGUAUUUUGCAUCUCUAGCUGUUCUUUUUUUGUGCUCCGACAUCCUAAGCAUAUUUGUAGUUUUACUGGUUUAUAAUCUUGUUUGAGUAUGUAAUUGCCUAUUCUAGUUGUAAUAGGAAUUUUGGCGGUGGAAGCCUCUUGCAAUUCCUUUGUUAAAAAGUUCGAGGUCAUUUGUGUCAA
Messenger RNA from Ipomoea nil (Japanese morning glory), 1629 nucleotides. RefSeq names its product serine/arginine-rich splicing factor RSZ21A. Gene Ontology annotation, cellular component: nuclear speck. The transcript has 7 exons. Gene Ontology annotation, molecular function: zinc ion binding; RNA binding. NCBI's taxonomy places the organism in Eukaryota, Viridiplantae, Streptophyta, Magnoliopsida, Solanales, Convolvulaceae. The record is from RefSeq and is a predicted model, not a curated record. Gene Ontology annotation, biological process: mRNA splicing, via spliceosome. The coding region runs from base 157 to 729 and encodes 190 amino acids.